AAGAAGGAGAUUACAAUUUUGUAGUCCCAAGGUAGAAUUAUAGAUAUUUGCGGCAAUAGAAUAGAUAAAGAUAUAAUUUUUUUGUUUGUUCGCAAGGAUAUUGACGUCUAGUUUUAGUUUGUGAAUUGUGUGUGUGCGCGCGUGUCUCUCUCUCUCUCUCUAUGGAAAAUGAUGAACAAGUGAAACUAAUUUUAUAGAGCGAUAAUGGAGUUUUUUUUAGAUUGGCAGCGGUAAUUUGGAGUUGUGGGUUUCAUCAAGAUUGCAAAUUCCAGUUUGGUUCAGUCUCCUAUUUCGAAAGAAAUUGAGUUGUUCGGAGGAAAGGAAGUGCAUCCCUAAUCGUAACCCGUCCCAUUCAGAAUUCUGACCUUCUUCCUUUUUUCAUCCCUGAAAACUCCAACUCUGCACUCGAAUCUGCUCUCCCUCGAACUUGGAACCCCUCCAUUACAAACCCCAACACUUCCUUUUUGUUCCCUGAACUUCCUUCCCAUAACCUCCUCAAUAUCUUCCCAAUUAAGACGGAAGUUUUCUUUUGGCUGGCCGAGGGAGUUUCUCCUCGUUUCAUCAUAGGGUUUUAGUUUGUACUAGGUGUUUAGACGAUUCAAGUGUUUCUUUCUUUUCUCGCCGCUGCGUUCUGAUUUUUUCAACUCAUGGAAGCUUACAGGAAGUGGGUUAGGGACAACAGAGACUAUCUCCACUCUUUUGAGUCUCUUGCGAAUGGUUUGACGUGGCUUCUUCCUGAACGGUUUUCUGAUUCAGAAAUUGGACCAGAAGCAGUUUCUGCCGCUGUUGGCAUUAUCACUGCAGUCAAUGAACACAUAAUUGAAACAGCUCCAACCCAGAUGCAUGUAAACGCAACUAUGCCAUCUUCAUUUCCUUAUUCAUUGUGCAUAGCUGCUCUGAAAAACUUGGAAACAUUGAUUGAGGUUGCUGCACAACAAUAUUAUGGUGAUGAUAAACGAUGGAACUUCAUUGCUGUUACAGAGGCUAUGAAGGUACUAUUUAGAUUAGCUCUGUUCAAGAAUAGUGGGUACAAGAUACUUCUUGAAGGAGGCGAAACGACAAAUAAUGAAAGGCAUCUGGAAACUUCAACUUCUCAGCACAAAGCUAAUGCUUUUACAAAGCAUGGCGGGCAUCAUGCAUCUGGCUUUUCAGGAUAUCUUAAUGGACAUAAUCCAUGGAAUCUAGAAGGGAGGGCAUUAUCUGCAUUAAGCAGGUUUGGGGAAAAUGCUCAGAUGAUUUCACCACCAGCAUGGUCGCACCGGGUUCAACACCAGCAUGCGAUAUUGAAUCCUCCAGCUACGAUACCUGAGAGGCCUACACUUUCCACUAUUUUGUCUGAACAGGGUCAUCGUGGGGCUCUUUUCAUAACUGGAGAAGUACUUUUUAUAACCAGACCGCUUAUUUACGUUCUUUUAAUCCGCAAGUAUGGGAGUCGGUCGUGGACUCCUUGGUUUCUUUCUCUGGCUGUGGACCUCCUCGGGACAAGCUUUCUAUCAUAUGCUACCUCUGCUUCAGCAAGUAGAAAAGAUCAGAGAUUGCGCCUUUCUGACUCUGAGAAGGACGAGCUGAGAAGACGGAAGAUGCUCUGGGCAUUUUACCUCAUGAGAGACCCAUUCUUUGAGAGAUAUACAAGGCGAAAACUUGAAGGGGCCGAAAAAGUUCUGGAACCUGUACCUUUUGUUGGAUUCCUCACAGCAAAAAUUGUGGAGCUUAUUGUUGGAGCUCAGACAAGAUAUACUUACAUGUCAGCCUCAUAAGAUGAGAGAUGGAAAUUGGAGUUGAUGCUUUUCUGGUCCUUGAAUGAAGCUUCAAAGUCUUCCCUCCUGGUUUCUUCUUCUUUCUACUCUUCAUAGGAAUAUUUGGUGAUAUUUAUUUUUGUAUUGAACUAUUUUGAGUGGUAAUUUAGCUAUGUUUAUAUCACUGGUGAAAUAAAAUGUUUUUAGAGUUUGAAAAUUUUGUAUUGGUAGCUUUAUUUCAAAAUAUGUAAUUAGGUUAGGUCGACUGUAGAUUAUAUUUAAAGCAGUAAUUGACCCUAAUAUUCAUUAUCAA
Messenger RNA from Cucumis melo (muskmelon), 2049 nucleotides. Its product is annotated as peroxisome biogenesis protein 16. NCBI's taxonomy places the organism in Eukaryota, Viridiplantae, Streptophyta, Magnoliopsida, Cucurbitales, Cucurbitaceae. The record is from RefSeq and is a predicted model, not a curated record. Gene Ontology annotation, cellular component: peroxisomal membrane. Gene Ontology annotation, biological process: peroxisome organization. The transcript has 8 exons. Bases 648 to 1757 code for a protein of 369 amino acids.